AUGUCCAACGGCGUGCGCAAUCUACGCGCAAUGUUUGAGAACGGCAACGCCGCUGCCUCGCCUGAGCCCCGCGGCCGCUCCCCUACAGACAACGCAGCUGCGACUGACGGCCAGGAACGCCCCAAGUCCAAGGUGCGCGCUUCCUUUGUCCCAGUGGAACCUCCCGUCGCCCAACCCCCGACCACGUCGACCGACCUGGGCCAGACCAAGGGCACGCCCUCGAAUAGCGUCAACGCGACUCGGCGAGAGAGCUUCCGAGUGAGCCAGGACAAGACCGACGAGCUUGCUGAGCUCAAAAAGGUGGUUAGCGAGGAGAAAGAACAACGCAGACAGAGCAUCGCCAUCCCCGAAGCUGUUCCAGAACAGGCUGUCGCAUCGCGAGAAUCCUCGAUACCAGCUCCGCCUAUUCGCGAGGAACCAGACACCGACAUGCCUAACCUGGGCUCUAUCAUGAAGGGCUCCGACUUCCCCGAGUCGUCUACUGCAGCCGCGCCGAAGGAGGCAGAAGUCCUUGUGCCCGCUCCUGAGAUUGAUGAAAUUCCCGUCGAAGAGACACCAGUCGAGGCCAAGGAGAAUGUCGUCGAGACCGCCCCAGUUUCCUCGGCAGAGCUAGCUCCUGCUCAGCCUGCUGAGAAUCCAGACAAAGCUACCACAGGCGCGCAGGAGGAUGUUUCGCUGAGGCCCGCAGCUCCCACUGAGGAAGCUGUUGUAGAAGAUAACAAGCCUGCGCUGGAGGAAGCUUCUGUCGACGACGACGCUGUUGUUGCCGAGGAAAAUGCCAUUGCGGAAGAAGCUGCUGUUGUCGAGGAAGCUGCCAUUGCAGAGGAGGCCGCUGUUGAACAGGAAGCUGCCGCCACAAAGGAAGAGCCAUCCGUCCCAUCGCCCGCCGCUGACCAACCUGCCGAGAACCCAGACAAGGCUGUGUCAGGAGCUCAGGAGGAGCUUGCCCUACGGCCCGCAGCACCUACCGAGGAGACCACUGUCUCCGAUGCGCCUACUACUCCCACUGCUACCGAGGCAACAGCUUCGAGCCACGAACCUGCUGCUGAAGCUGCCGCACCUGCUGAGGACAAAGCGAAGGCAAACGGAACUCCUGCGAUCAAGAAGCCGGAACUCAAGAAGCCUGCAUCCAUCUCUACUGCCAAACCUACAAAGGCUCCUGUCGCACCCGCCAAAAGCCCACUACCCAAAGCUGCACCAAAAACCCCGACGAAGCCCAAAACCACAGCAUCCAUUCCGAAGCCUAGUCCCGUGAAGACAACAAAGCCGGCAGCUGCGCCGAAGCCAGCAGCUCCCAAGGAGCCCGCCAAGGCGUCCGCCGCGAAGGCCCCGGUAACCAAAGCUCCAGCGGCCAAGGGUCCCACCGCGAAGACAAGCCGCACUUCUCUGCGACCAGCAGCAUCUUCCUCUUCAGCUACAGCGCCUACUGCCGCCGCAGCAGCUAAAACUAAGCCUGCCGCCGCGCCUGUGGAGAACAAGAAGCCUGCGAUCCCCAAGCCAAUCACCACCACCGCUCGUAAAAGCAUCUCGCCGACUGGCUUCAAGAAGCCAACACCAAAGUCACCUACCCGUCCAGUCGGUCUACCAUCUCGUCUGACCGCGCCCACCGCUGCCUCAGCUGCCAAACAUGGCGAGGAACCCAAGGUCACGCGCAAGCCGUCCACCACAACCCGUGCUGCACCACCAAAAGUUGCGGCACCAAAAACUUCGCGUACGUCACUAGCACCUAGCGCGCCCAAACGACCCGAAUCGCGUACUUCGACCGCUAGUGCUGCGCCCAAGGGGGGUUUCCUCGAGCGCAUGAUGCGACCAACAGCCGCCAGCUCCAGCAAGACACAUGACAAGCCCCAUGAGAAGGCUUCAUCGCCGCCGCGUAAAGCUCCAGCCGCCUCCAAGCCUAGCACACUACAAAAGGGGAAGAAGAAGGUGGAAGAGGUCGCGGCCAAGGCGAAGGAAUUAGUGACUAACGGACACUCUGAAGAGCACAAGACUGAGGAUGAGCCUGCCAAAGAAUCUGAGCAUCCUGAGGAGAUACCUGAAGAAGUCACCGCCGAAGAGACAUCACACGAGCCCGAGCCCGAGAAGGCAGCCACUCCAGUUCAAGACGUAGAGUCAUCGGUCGCAGAGAUUCAGACACCGAACUUCCAAGAGGAGACAAUCCGGCUAGAGCAAGCAAAGGAGGACCCGUCUACCUUGACACAAGAGAAGAUCGUCGAGAACCUGGACCCGGUCGAAUGGGAGCGACUAUCGAGAGUACGAAACAUUGGUAUCGCAGCACACAUCGACUCUGGCAAAACCACCGCCACCGAACGCGUUCUUUUCUACACCGGCCGAAUCAACGCCAUACACGAAGUCCGAGGCAAAGAUGCCGUGGGUGCAAAGAUGGACUCCAUGGACCUGGAGCGUGAGAAGGGUAUUACUAUCCAAUCCGCAGCGACUUUCUGUGAUUGGGUCAAGAAGAACGACGAAGGCAAGGAGGAGAAAUACCACAUCAACUUGAUCGAUACACCCGGCCAUAUCGACUUUACAAUCGAGGUGGAGAGGGCGCUACGAGUCCUUGACGGAGCGGUCAUGAUUCUCUGUGCUGUUAGCGGUGUACAGAGUCAGACUAUCACAGUCGACAGGCAGAUGAGGCGGUACAACAUUCCUAGGAUUUCUUUCGUAAACAAGAUGGACCGUAUGGGUGCCAACCCGUGGAAGGCUGUCGAUCAGAUCAACCAGAAGCUUCGUAUCCCGGCUGCGGCUCUCCAAGUACCCAUUGGGCGUGAAGACGGCUUCUUGGGUGUGGUAGAUCUGGUUAGGAUGAAGGCGAUAUAUAACGAAGGACCCAAGGGCGAGAUCAUCAGAGAGACAGACGAGAUACCCGCGGAUAUUGUUGAGCUCUGCAAGGAGAAGAGACAAAAACUCAUCGAGACACUUGCGGACGUCGAUGAUGAGAUUGCGGAGCUCUUCUUAGACGAGCAGGAACCCACGAUCCCCCAGAUCAAGGCUGCAAUUCGACGUGCUACCAUCUCUCUCAAGUUCACGCCAGUUAUGAUGGGUUCAGCACUUGCAGACAAGUCUGUCCAACCAAUGCUCGACGCCGUUUGCGAUUACCUCCCAAACCCCUCCGAAGUCGAAAACAUGGCGCUGGACAAGAAGCGAGCAGAGGCUCCAGUCAAGCUGGUAUCUUACAACUCUCUGCCCUUUGUCGGUUUGGCGUUCAAGCUAGAAGAGAGCAGUUUUGGACAGUUGACGUACAUCCGUGUGUACCAGGGUACGCUGAAAAAGGGUAUGAACGUAUUCAACGCGAGGUCAGACAAGAAGGUCAGAAUCCCAAAGAUUGUGCGCAUGCACUCCAACGACAUGGAGGAAAUUCCGGAGAUUGGUGCUGGAGAGAUCUGCGCCGUGUUCGGUGUCGACUGCGCGUCUGGAGAUACCUUCACCGACGGCGGUCUCGGAUACACUAUGACCUCCAUGUUCGUCCCCGAACCCGUCAUCUCCCUAUCGAUCAAGCCCAAGCACACCAAGGACACACCAAACUUCAGCAAAGCCAUGAGCCGCUUCACGCGCGAAGACCCUACAUUCCGAGUUCACACCGACCCCGAGUCGCAAGAGACCAUUAUCUCUGGUAUGGGAGAACUGCAUCUGGACAUUUACGUCGAACGUAUGCGCCGUGAAUACCGCGUCGAGUGCGAGACAGGACAGCCACAAGUCGCCUACCGCGAGACAAUGACCAAACGCGUCAACUUUGACCACACACUCAAGAAGCAGAGUGGUGGAUCAGGAGACUUUGCGCGUGUAGUAGGCUGGAUGGAGCCGAGCGAAGCCCUGGGCGAGAACAAGUUCGAGCAGCAAAUUUCCGGUGGCACGAUUUCCGAAAAGUUCCUCUUUGCCUGUGAAAAAGGUUUCAUGGCUUCGACAGCCAAGGGCCCGCUUCUCGGCCACAAGGUCUUGGGUACUUCCAUGGUCAUCAACGACGGAGCUACCCACGCUGUCGAUUCCUCGGAAAUGGCUUUCAAGAACGCCACACAGCAGGCUUUCCGCAAAGCUUUCCAGGCUGGUGCGCCACAGGUCCUCGAACCGCUUAUGAAGACGACCAUUACUGCGCCCAACGAGUUCCAGGGUUCUGUUGUUGGUCUGCUGAAUAAGCGUAACGCUGUUAUCAACGAUACAGAAAUCGGACCUGAAGACUUUACUGUCUAUGCGGAUUGUAGUUUGAACAGCAUGUUUGGCUUUAGCAGUCAGUUGCGUGCUAGUACGCAGGGUAAGGGAGAGUUUAGCAUGGAGUUUAGUCAUUACAGUCCUGCGCCGCCACAGUUGCAGAAGGAGCUUGUGGCCAAGUACGAGAAGGAACAGAAGGACAGGAAUGCUUGA
Alternaria atra is the source of this 4356-nucleotide messenger RNA. RefSeq lists its product as uncharacterized. Gene Ontology annotation, cellular component: mitochondrion. The transcript has 4 exons. Gene Ontology annotation, molecular function: GTPase activity; translation elongation factor activity; GTP binding. Gene Ontology annotation, biological process: mitochondrial translational elongation. The record is from RefSeq and is a predicted model, not a curated record. The coding region runs from base 1 to 4356 and encodes 1451 amino acids. NCBI's taxonomy places the organism in Eukaryota, Fungi, Ascomycota, Dothideomycetes, Pleosporales, Pleosporaceae.